UGUUUCCGACUGUACGUGAAGGCAACACCGCAUUGCUUUACUUUCUCUGGACUGAAUAAGUAGCCUCCUCUUCCACACUAUCACCUUUGGGGAGCUACACCUUAAUCUACAGUUCUUGUUGUCAUUGUCUACUCGUCCUGAACACAGAGACGGUCUUUGAGGACUUGGUGUUGUUUUCUUCAGCUCGUUUGUAAACAGAGACAAACUUCCAGCUCAAAUCUGGGAGAGCGCGGACUAGAGCCAAUGGAGAGCAGAUUGUAUGGAUGCAGAUGAGGCACGAUGCUAACUGGCUAACUCGCCUCUAAAGGAAAUGGAGUGACUCGACAUUGUCCACUGAAGAUCAACAAGAGGAAGUCCAUCAAUUCACAUGGAGUUCAACGGAGAGAUCAGCGACACAGACAGCGGCAUCAUUCUUCAUUCAGGCUCGGACAGCCCAACCACACACACUAAGGAUGUGACCACACACACACGGGCGAUGAAGCUCAAACACCGUGCUCUCCAAGACCGCCUGGAGAUCUGCAUACUGGAGCUGAAGAAACUCUGCAUCCGAGAAGCUGAGCUGACAGGCCAGCUCUCAGAUGAUUACCCUCUGCUGCCUGGUGAGAAACCUCCGCAGAUUCGCAGACGUAUCGGAGCUGAGUUCAAACUGGACGAACUAAGCAUUCCCCAAGGAGCAGAGGAGUCAGAACUGAGCUUGGUGGAUGCUGACCUGGCACUUCAGAUGAAGAUAUAUGAAGCGGCACGAAAGCUCUGCGAGGAGCAUCACUUGAGUAAAGCUGUCAGAAAGAGCCGCUCGCAGCAGCGCAAGAGAGAAGAGAAAAAACUCAAACUGCUACAAGAGAGGGCCUUUCAGCUGCGCCUGGAGCACGGACGGUCAUCACCACUUCCUGCUUUUAAUAUUGCACAACAAGAUCUGGGUACAUCUGACGACAGCUCUCUGUCUGAUUCUGUGGUGCAGGAUGAAGAAGUGACGAGUCAGUCAUCACAGCAGUCCUCAGGACUCCCCUAUCCAGCAGAGACAGAGCUCCUCCAGCCCCCCUCGGUGUCCUCACACUCCUUUGUGGAUGGCUCCUUUGUGUCUCCCUCUGCUGCUCCACAGUUGGCACCGCUGACCCCAAGCCAGUCUCCCCAUCCAAGCCUUGAGUCUACACAGAGUUUAAGCUCGAGCCCUAUAUAUGACCUGCCUCCUAUCCAGCAUUCCCCGUGGACGGAGUCUAGUCUCGACAAGCCAUACCAGAAGAGCAGGAAGUCGCGCUCCUCCAGCAAGACAAGCACUCCAACCAAAACUGAGUUGUUGCCACCAUUGGAGGCCUGCUUACCACAAUCUGCUCUGCCCGUGCAACUCUCCCAUCUGAGGCUGAGCCGCACCCAGUCCAACAGCACACCCUCAACACCAGAGAUGCGGGUGCACAGACAACUCUCCCUCAGAUUAUCCAACCCUGAAUCUCCAUUAGAAAAAGAACGCGGUCGUACCAGAGGUCCAAGGAGGCGACUGACAGAAUACGCGAUCACUUUACCAGAGACUCCUCCCCCUGCUGUGAACUAUGGACACCUUGCCAACUCUGAGGACAGCAACUCUGAACAUUCGUUUACGUCUUACAACAGUUCACCGUGUCAGGAAUUUCCCUGCAAUUCUCCCCAUCAGUAUCAGCCUGCUUUCCCACACUGCAGCCCAGUUGGCAGCUAUGCACCUCAAGCCUCCCCACGCACAGGCUUUUACCAUAAUCCCAGGCACCAGUCCAACCCCAGUUUUCACAAAGCCUAUUACAAUGAUGAAAUGGUCUUCCCACCUGAUCUGGACUUGGCAAGGGGUUAUUACGCCCAGCGUGCUCCCUCUCCUUCCAACAGAUAUGAAUAUCGAUAUAAAGAUGCUGCUGUGCCUCGCCAGAGACAGCAGAGGCCUGCUGAUAUCAGACUCUCCCCCUCCCUGGCUCAAUGGGACCAUCCACACUACCGCUCCACUGGUCCUGGUCUACCGCAACAAGUAGUGACGGAGCACCUCAAGUCCUGGCAUCGACGCAGUCAGCUCAAAUCCCCCAGGUCCCGCUCUCUGGACAGACAGGGAGCAGUCAGAGUUAAAAACAUGGCCACUCGGGAGGCAACCUGCUAUGCAAAUCAAAAGUACCAUGAGCAGGUUUUCCAAAGACGAGCUCCCCAAAGAUCUGCAGAUGACUCUCAAACACACUGGCUGGUAGAUGACGGCUCUCACUACAUGAGUCAAGUCUGAACCAAAGUCGCAUGAACUCAAACUGAGAGAUGAUAGCUGCUUUUAUUCCCAAGGGACAGUAGCCAGAAAGUCAAGUUGUAUUAACUUUGAAUGCCCAUACAGACUUUUGAUCAGUAAGCUUAUAUCAUCAUGAUAACACGCCUGCUUGUAUGAGAGCAAUUUUAUGAAUUUACAACAGUGGCACAUACUGCAGCCUCAAGCGUGACAGUGGAGUUCAAUCAAACACCUCCCUGGCAGUCACAGUAAAAUUGAUUGCAGAGAUGUUGUAUUGGAUUUGGGAGUACAGCUGCUGUUUAUGAUGAUUUAAACCAACAGUAACAAGUGAAGCGUCACACGUAAUGUUGUUUUAUAAAUUCGGUGAAUUGAAAAGUUUAGAAUAUAUAAAUGAGCACUGUUUUAAUCUACUCCUGGUGUUCACAAUUAAGGUGUCCAAGGCUGACACCAUUAAUCUGGUUUUAAAAAAAAGCCCAAUAUUUUCAUCAUCACAGAUAUUCAUUUAUCAGUCUUUGAUCAUUUGAAAUGCUGAGCAGUUAAAAAAAACAGCAAUAGUUUUAAACUGUGGUUAAAGACAGCUGAAGCUCUGAGACCAAACUGCACAUUUUAGUGAGAUAAAAACAGAUGUGAACGUUUUGAUAUCUUUUUCUUUUGUAAGUAAAUAUCAGAUUGUUGUUAAACUUAAGUCCAGAGGGGUAUACUACAAACGCCAGAUUUGCGGUUAUCAAGGUAACUUCAGAGUUAACUCUGGAUUUUCAGGUGAAGGUGGUUCCCGUCUUAUCUGGGUAGAUCACCAUGGUUGAAUGGUGAACUCCUAACCUGCUCUGGGGCAGGUUCUGUUCAGGAUCAGAGAUCGAGGGGAGGGGAGAGAGACGGGCAGGACACUUUGUCUACCUGUAUGAUUUUAGAUAUAAAACACUGACGACAGUUAUUGAUAAUCUUUCCUGACAUCAUACUUAAGCAGAGUCUGAAGACAGAUUAUUCAGAUGAAAUUGUUUUACUGCAUUUGUUGAUAUGUUGAUAUGGUCAGGGCUGCAGCUGAAAUGUUAGGUCUAAAACUGUCACACACGACACAAGAUUAAAUCAGAGAGAGAGAGAUCACUGUCAGGGAACAAACAGAGUUAUUAUAGUCAGAUCUAUCUGCACUAAGUGAUGAGAAAUAAGACGUCAUUUGCACAUUCAAACUGUGUUUUUGUCUGAUCUCUCAGUUCUUCCUUAAUGUUUCAAACUCAGCUGUGUUGAAAUUAAUCUGGAUUAUGUGCUUAACUUCUUCAUAUUUUUCUAAUAUCAGUGCAGUGUUUGAAAUUCAUGUGGAUGUGCUGACGGCAGACUGUCCGUGUCUGUGAUUGGUCACAUGUUGCCUUCUCUGCCCCGUUCAUGUGAACUCACUUGGGGUAACACUAGAUUGCCUCAUCAGGUUGAUAACCAGCUUCGUGUGACAGUUUAGCGUGAUCUCUUUCGUUGGGUUCAGUGAAGCUGGAUCAGGAGAAGAUAUCUAGGAUAUGUUGAACUUGGUUUGUAGUAUACCCCUCAGUUGAACUAAGAUUUAUUUCUAGAAGCUCACAGUUAAGGAUGUUGGAUACACUGCUUUAUGUACCAUACCACACAACCUACCCUGCAUUAGAAAAUCACAGCCAAAUCAUUUGUGUGAGAACAUGCUCACCCAGAGAAGUUUACUUUUUGUAUUAUAUAAGUGAUAUUGUUGUUCGUUCUCCUUCCUCACAAAGCUCUUUGAAGGAUACAAAUUAAUUGUAAAAUAAUGUACAUUUGCAAUAUAUCUUUUCUUUUUUUAACAUUGAUUGAGUCACCACUUAAAUGAACUGGAGCUGCUUCAUUUUUAAGAUUUUUUAAACAUGUCUUGUUUUUAUGCCAACAUGUGUAAGGCUGUGCUGAUUAACUUGAAUUAAUAAUGAACUUAAUCAACUAGUUGAAACUAGAUAUUAAUCUAAUCACCUGAUAUAUAUAGAGUAGCAGAUUAAGAAUAAGUCAGAGUCUUGAUGCUUGGCAGCUAUUAAGGUGUUAAAUCAAGGUGGAAAUACAUUUAGCUUAAGCACAAUCUUUAAAAGUGUCUCUGUUCACAAGUUUAAAGCAGCAGAUCACCAAACACUAAUAUUUGUAUUAAAACCACUACAAUUCUGACUCAGCGUGCACUGUUCCAAACACUGCCAGUAUGUGUUUUACAUGCAAGUCUUCUUGCUUUUGAUGGUUGAUCAUUUGAACAAAUAGAAAAUAGAGAAAAUGGUUGUAACUUCAACUACAUCACACAUACAUGUCUAUCACAGUGAUCAGUUUUGUGUUGAUUGAUUGUGAGUAAUAUGUGUAAUAAAAGAGACAUGGACCUGAAUUUAUAAAAUCCAGCAGCAUCUUAAGUCUGUCUUGUUUUAAACAAAAAGCAAUCAUGUGUUACCUUGUGUGCCUCUUUUUUUUACCCUCAUUUUAUAUUUAUAUAGUACUUUUGAAUAAAGUUGAUAUUGUGUUCCUUUGCUGUAAAAAAAAUCUGUGAAAUGUUUUCCCUGUGGAAGAAAAUAAAGAGUAAUGUUUGCA
Messenger RNA from Notolabrus celidotus (New Zealand spotty), 4765 nucleotides. RefSeq names its product innate immunity activator b (gene inavab). The transcript is spliced from 10 exons. Gene Ontology annotation, biological process: positive regulation of protein ubiquitination; adherens junction maintenance. The record is from RefSeq and is a predicted model, not a curated record. NCBI's taxonomy places the organism in Eukaryota, Metazoa, Chordata, Actinopteri, Labriformes, Labridae. The coding region runs from base 368 to 2227 and encodes 619 amino acids.